Messenger RNA from Exophiala xenobiotica, 4002 nucleotides. RefSeq lists its product as uncharacterized. The record is from RefSeq and is a predicted model, not a curated record. Bases 1 to 4002 code for a protein of 1333 amino acids. Gene Ontology annotation, molecular function: proteasome binding; cysteine-type deubiquitinase activity. Lineage: Eukaryota; Fungi; Ascomycota; Eurotiomycetes; Chaetothyriales; Herpotrichiellaceae. The transcript has 11 exons. Gene Ontology annotation, biological process: protein deubiquitination; regulation of proteasomal protein catabolic process; proteasome-mediated ubiquitin-dependent protein catabolic process.
AUGGCCGGCGUGCAAGGAAACAUACGGUCCUUUAUUGCGCCGAUCAAAGGAUCCGGUCGGACUGCUCCUACUUUUCUCGAGGAUUUGACGCUCUACGAACCCUGGCAGGAUCCUCAGCAAGGUCCAAAUCUAUUAGCUGACUCGCCGCUGAAGUUCAUUCAGACCCAAUAUUUGGGAGAUCUGAUACCUCUCUCAACCUGCAGGCACAAGUUCGGACUGAAACCGAAACAGUCGUCUCCUCCUGUGUUGGACGAAAGGCCCGACCCUGAGACGAUAUGGACCGUUGCAGCAUUCUGUCAAGUAUGCCGCCUGCAUCUCCAUGUCAAGGUCGACUAUACCAUCAGAUUUGAAGAAGCGCCCUGCCCUAGUACCGAUCAUCCCUUGCACCAUCUGGUGAGAUCGGAGUUUCAAGAACCAUUGGAGCGGAAUGCCUGGCUGCGGCAGAACCCCAAAUCAAGAGACGAAAUCUUUACCUACAAAUGCUCCUCAAAAACAUGUUCAGCCACCGUAACAGUCCGUCUGAGCCCUCCGGUGUUACGGCCCAGCGACCUACAACACUUGCUCGAUCCAGAAAUGCUCCGCCAAAGGACGGAGGACGCGUUUAAAGAAAGGGACGGCAACACUGAGGGAAUGCGACAUCCGGAGCCUAUUGAUGUGUUGACAGACCUCCGCGCAUAUGUCAGGAAUUCAUGGAGAGCUCAUAAGGAUGCCAAAUUCGGUUCGAUCAAUCUAUCGAAUAGGAGAUUCGUUGUGCGCUUUGGGCCGGAGGGAACCGCUUGUAAAGAUGUGCUUGAACGCCUCGGAUUCCAGCUAGUGCCUGGUGAAUGUUGGAAAGUACCUGAACCGGAUCUCAACGACUCUCAACCUUUUCAAAGUCCCCUUAACAUCUGGUUGGACAAUGCUGAACACGAGCUCGGAAGCCUGCUCUUAUCACAGCCGUAUGAAGUCCGCCAGCAGCUGCACGACAUUUCACCACCCGUACCAGCUGAAAGAGAGCUAUCUCGCGCUCUUGGCUGUCAAGAUUAUGACACCGACCCAGCCAGCAGGACGGCAAAUUUUCAGCCCGAGAUGAGAACUGCGCCUUUCAUUGCUCUCGGAUGCCCGAGAAACCUGGCCGACCACUUGAUUGUUAAAGCUUACCACUGGCAAAUCGAGACAGAUCCCCAGAAUGCUCCAACGUACUUGAGCAAUUUGCGAUAUAUUGCCAACGAUCGGGAAAGCGAGAUACUCGGGACCGAGGUGGUGAUGGAAACUUCACAAGGUCGAUUUGAUGUAGAGACUUUAAAUCAGGCAUACAAGGCCUUCCACCUCGGUGAGCAUGAAGGUGCGGUCAAUGACGACGAUAUUAUUGGUGCCUUCACCGCCACACUAGCAGACUCACCGAGCCAUCAGCAUGAAUUGAGGGAGUAUCUGCGUAUUAUAGGCGUUCACCGUAACAGUAAAAAGAUUGCCGAUGCAGCACAAAACGUUAUCAACACAUACGAGCAAGCGCUCAUCUUUUUAGGUGCUGAUCAAACGACAGAAGACGAGCACAUCCAGGCUUUGUUCACUGUAAAGACAUCUGAGAACAAAUCUUUGGAGCAACAAGCCAUUCAAGCAGUCCGCUUGAUAGCAGAGCAUCGUAACAGCCAGUUUCUGUCCCUCUGGAUCGACUCCGGAUUCGCACAAGAAACACAAAUGGAGCCUGCUGAGGGCUAUCAAGCCCUACAAAUCCAGAAUCGCGAGAUUGACGAUGAGAUGAUCAUGCUACAAUACAACAUGGCCAUUGAAGAGAAUCCAAGCAACGUCGAAUACUACACCAAAGCCCUUGCUGCCAUCGCCAGUGGCAGAAACAGUGCCCUCUUACUGGAUCAUUUGCAUAGCAAGGCUCCGCAAGCACCGGAGGGCACAGAGGAACAGCCUGUCGGGCUUGAAAAUAUCGGAAAUACUUGCUAUCUCAACAGCCUGCUGCAAGUCCUCUUCACUUUGACAGUCUUCCGGAACGUGGUUCUAGACUUCGACGAGUACAGAAUGAGUCUCGACCCAAAACUUGUGGAGAAGAAACGGGUUGGCCAGCGCAAGGUCAGUCUGAAAGAGGUGCAAACCGCCCAGAAGUUUGUUGAAAGACUCGCCUUGCUUUUCCGUGGCAUGAUCGAAACGCCACAUUCCUCCAUCAAACCAGAACAGGAACUGGCACGCCUGACUCUGGAAACCGAGAGUGUCAAAGAGAGGAUGCGUCGAAGAUCUACCCUCAUGUCAGAGAGACCCAGCCUAGGUCACAUUGAUAGCCUACCAAUGUCUGGCCCACUGACGCUGGCUGAGUAUGAGAAAAGUGGUAUACCAGACGACGCCAUCGUGCAGUCUCCAACAGGCGAUGCAAUCUUCGACCCUCUUGUCGACUUCGACGCAGCGACCUUGGAUGAGAAAGAUGACGCGAAAACAGAAGAGGGGGACACAACCAUGCAUGACAAUUCCAGCGAAGCCACGCUGGUCUCCAAGCCCGACAGCGACCAGGUACUGGCAGGUUAUAAUGCCCAAGAGGAGCAGCAAUCAAUACUGGAUAACAAGGAGAAUUUGUCGCCGAACAAGGAAGCAGUAUCUUCUCAGGACUCUUCUGCACAGACGACAAAUCCGUUGGCACCAGCGUCUCCGUCAGAAUUGAAUGCACAAUCAGGAGCAUUGUCCCAACUUACUGUAUCGACAGAGACGGACACGAAACAAGAAGUCAUUAAAUACGAACCUCCUCCAGGAAAGCCACCGCCUGUGCCGCCUAGAAAGCCAAUUCAGACGGCGACCACAACACUUGAAGAGUAUGCGCGUCAACAAGAUGUCACCGAGGUCAUGAACCAUUGCAUAAUUCAGUUGUCGUGUGCUAUGCGACCGACAGGAUAUGACCAAAAUGGCGAGCAACUUGACGAGGUCCAUGAUCUUUUCUUCGGACAACAGAUCGUUCACACCCAACCGGAAAAGGAAAAGCCACAACCUUUACCAUUUCUCAACAUCAUCACAAGAGUAUACCAUCAACCGUCGGAUGUAUAUGCUGCAAUCGACAACGAAUAUGACCUCCAAGAUGCACAGGAUGGAACGAAGGCUUACACGUCAGUUGUUCGUUUGCCGCCAGUUCUCAGUGUCGCUCUCGACCGAGUAUCCUGGAACCAAGAAGCGAAGCGUCAAGAAAAGCUCAAUCAUCACGUCGAAGUGCCCGAGACCCUUUAUAUGGACCGGUACCUUGAAAGUCAGGGUGAUACAGAACUGAUGCAACGUCGUCAACAAACUUGGGAGAUGAAGAGAGAACUAGCAACGCUUGCUGCUCGGAGAAGUCUCCUCGAGGAGAAGCACGGUCAAUCCAAAGACGUACCGAGUGUUCUACAAGACGCAAAGCUUGUUCUAGAAUACUUGGCCACGAUCCCGGCGGACCCAAUCUCGGAAGAGCUCAACAUCGACCCCAAUAUCACUGCCACUCUGGGGCUCAUCGUGGACCAGGCCCGAUCAGAGCUUGAAGCGAUCCGAUCGCGGAUGGACCAUCUGACCCAGCAGAUCAAAGAAGCAUUCGUCGACAUGCGUAAGAAUCCCUACCGCUUACAUGCCGCCUUUUUCCACCGAGGGGGCGCCGCUGGGGGCCAUUAUUGGGUGUACGUUUUCGACCACAAGAAGGAAGUAUGGCGCAAAUACAACGACGACAGGGUCAGCAUUGUGCAAAAUCGCAACGAGAUCUUCGGCAAGCCUACGCAGGACAACUGGGGUCCGGCCCCAAACCCAUAUCUACUGAUCUACAUCCAAGCAGACCGCAUCGAUGAGCUCGCCGAGACAGUGAAACGAGAAAUUGUCUACCCACCACCAGAUGCCCCUCCACCGGUGCCAGCGAGGAAUCAGAUGAGUGAGAUGCCGCCCGAAAGCAGAACCCAGGGAGAUGUUGAGAUGUUGGAGUACGUCGAUGGCAAUGGUAACGGCGAUUCAGACGCGAAGAACAAAUCACUGCCUUCAAGGUUAGAACUGUACUGUGCUCUUCCUCCUGCAGAUUGA